Messenger RNA from Hylaeus volcanicus, 2030 nucleotides. It is a transcript of the gene Skp2, whose product is annotated as S-phase kinase-associated protein 2. Lineage: Eukaryota; Metazoa; Arthropoda; Insecta; Hymenoptera; Colletidae. The transcript has 7 exons. The coding region runs from base 275 to 1858 and encodes 527 amino acids. Gene Ontology annotation, biological process: SCF-dependent proteasomal ubiquitin-dependent protein catabolic process. Gene Ontology annotation, molecular function: protein binding. Gene Ontology annotation, cellular component: SCF ubiquitin ligase complex. The record is from RefSeq and is a predicted model, not a curated record.
CUGAUCUAGUACCGAGCUUAGAAACUGCAGAGCUCUCCGUAGAAUAUUUUUGCAGUUCUCACAUUUGCGGUUAACAACUAAGUUAACAAAGUAAUCGAGCAAUAUGUUAAUCAUAUAAAGCAAUUAUAUUUGAUAAAACUACUCGUUUGUUUCCCGCCCAGAAGAUCGUAAACUGUACAACAAUACACCCUAACCACACCAACAACCAGCGACGCGACCAGUGCCGAUUGAAAAAAGGGCAACGCAAGUCGCGUCGCGACGGAUUCCGCCAAAAAUGAAUUCCGGUGUGGUGGAGCGUACGAGGCUUGGCGAGGAUUGUCUCGAAAAUUCUGAAGAAUUCUCACCGCCUGAAAGAAAACGGCUACGUUUGGAUAACAAUUGCAAUAACAACUUGAAUAGUACUCUGAAUAGCGCAUCUAAAAAUAAUGAAAAGUGGUUGUCUUCCGGUGAUACAAAUCUUGUAGAACCAGAGAUUUUGGAAGACAUGGGUGUUAGUAUGUUGGAAGAUGAAACAUCCCAUGAAAGCACAAAAAAGUCUCAGUCUCGGGAAGAUCCUAUAUCACCAGUUGGUCUGAAUACUGGAAGGCAAUGUGAAACAGUUAAUAUUUUUGAAAAUCAACAUACCAUUUAUAGAGCUUCUAGCUUUGAUACUGUUGUUGUGGAUAGACCAGAGCAAGAUUCGUACGAAUUAGAUGAACCAGCUGCUUAUUCGACUGUUGGAAACGAAUCCGGUUAUUCUUCCAGGAUGGAAAUAGAUAAUUUUAUUGAUACAAAAGAAAGUUUUUGUAAAGAUGGUUUAAAUGUUUCUUCGGAAAGAAAUAGCCUCGAACAAUUUUAUCUCUACAGGAGGAAAAGAAAACCUUCGAUCAUCGGCGAGGACAAAUUUAAUAAAUUAUCGGACGAGAUGAUAUUAAUGAUAUUAAAAUGGCUUCCUAAGAAGUGCUUGGUACAUUCUAUGCUGGUUUGUAAACGGUGGUGUCAAAUAGCACGAGACGAAGCAUUAUGGACUAGAUUAGAUUUAGGGAGUAAAGUAUUAACCGAAGGUACAUUGGGACAUAUAUUACCACGAGGCGUCCAGAUACUUCGACUCGCUCAAGCAGAAAUUGCGGAUUCAGUAUUUCUCGAAAACAGUCAAGUUUUUAUCGAUGGUUACGUUAGUAAAUUACAAUACUUGGAUCUCUCGAUGGCAGUAAUUAGUCCAGAUGGAUUGGCUAUGUUAUUGUCUAAGUGUAAAUACCUUAAGAAGUUAUCUUUAGAAAAAUGUACCGUAAACAGAUUGUGUUGCAAAGCUAUCAGUGAAAACACAGAUCUAGAAACAUUAAAUUUAACGAUGUGCAGGGGUAUGGAUGUUGAGUGUAUCAAGGAUUUAAUAAAACUAAAAAAUUUGAAUGCUGUUAAUAUGGCCUGGUGCGGUUUAGAUACCGAGUCUAUGACGUUACUUUGUAAAUCUCUAACUCCAUCGGUUACACGUUUAAACAUAGCCGGAUGUAGGAAAACAAUGUCAGAUGAUAAUGUCAAGGAUUUAGUGAAAAGUUGUCCGGAUAUGGUAGAAUUAGAUUUGAGCGAUUGUACCAUGCUUACGAUGAACACCGUCCAUAACUUACUAGAUUUAUCAAAAAUCGAACAUUUGUCGUUGAGUCGUUGUUACGGCAUACCUUCGUCCACAUACUUAACCUUAGCAUACAUGCCAUCUUUGCUGUAUUUAGACAUCUUUGGUUUGAUGUCAGAACCUAUAUUGAAAACUUUACAAGUUACCUGUGGCGAAACUCAACUUAACAAGUUCCCGUAUAGUUCUGUUGCGAGACCGACGGUCGGUGUCCGAAGGACGAGUAUCUGGGGGUUACGCGUCAGAGAUUAAUAUAAAUACGCCGAUAUUUUUGCGUAAAAAUAAUGGUAAAGACUAAGUGAAAACCAAAGGGAAACUGGAAUGUACGUAAUAUUGUGCCUUUUCGCAAAAUGUCUUUUUAUCAAGAGACUGAUUUUAUAUUAUUAUCGAAACAAAAAUAAAUGAAUGAGUUUUUUGUAUAAUA